GGCAGCGGCGGCGGCGGCAGCGGCAGCGCCGUGAGGGGACGGGAGGUGAGGGGAGGUGAGGGGAGGGUCUCGGCGGCGCAGCGCAGCUCAGCGGGUGCCUCGCCCGUUGAUGGGCGCCCGGGCGGGCUGUGCCAUGGCCGCCUGCGGGCCUUGGCGCUCUUAGGAGGGGCAGAGGGGCUGCGCGUCGGCCCUUCCUCCCGCGCCCCCGCCGACAUGUCGCUGAGCAUGGAGGAGGAGGAGUACGGCAGGCUGGUGAUGGAGUCGGAGCCCGAGUGGCUGCGGAGCGAGAUCAAGCGGCUCUUCCAGGAGCUGGGCGAGACCACCCGGGAGAAGAUCCAGGCGGCGGAGUACGGUCUGGCCGUGCUGGAGGAGAAGCAGCAGCUGAAGCAGCAGUACGAGGAGCUGGAGCUGGAGUACGAGACCAUCCGCACCGAGAUGGAGCAGCUGAAGGAGAUGUUUGUGAAACACCUCCAGCCCUCCCAUCGAGUAGACAUCAUCCUCAUGGCCAUCAAGAACAUGAAAGAGCCAGGGCAGUACAGCAGGAGCUGUCUACCUACCUGCUAGACACCCCUUGUGAGCAAACCUGUCUUCCAGACACAGCAGGUGCAGAGGAUUCUGUGGGCCAUCUAUGGAAACUGUCUCUCAGCCCCCUGGGAAGCCUGGAAGGGGUCCUGUUGAAGGUGACAGACAAAUACCUCACCAAGGCUGCUGCAGAGCUCCCUGAUGUGCACCAGGUGCAGGGCCCACCAGUCUUUGGGGCUCCUCUCCCAUGGAAAGUCCCUCCUGAGGGACUCCAGCCUGGCCAUCCUCUUGGAUGUCCCCACUGACAGAGCCCCAGGUCCCCACAGUGUCACCAUGAUGAUGUGGAGGGUAAUGCUCACCAAGGCCCAGACUGCAGAGAAGGUUCUGGAGGAGCUGCUCAGCAGGAUGAUGAGCCAGUCACUGUGCAAGACCUCCACCUCCAUCAGAGAGGACCCACGCAGCCUCUCCCUGGCUGUGAAUCACUUGAGGAGCCCCUGCUGACCUGUGGGGCUGCUCUCAGCUGUUCCAGGCUCCCGCUCCCCUUCCCAGCACACCCCAAGCCUUGACCUCUCCAGGGGCACGGGGACAUCUCAGUGUCUGGGUGUCUUCUGCAGGCAACCAGGACCAUGAGGGAGAUUCUCCUGCAGGAAGCUGCUCUGCAGGAGGUGAAGGUGAUUUUUUUCCCCCAGCUUCUUCUGGCUCUGCUUUUCCAAACAUUAUUCACCACAGAGCUGAUGCUGCAGGAGGUGAACACUUUCUGAAGGGAGCACCAGCAGGAUCAGCUCACUCCCAUCAGGUGCUUCAUCCCUGUCCUCUCAUCCCUGCCAGCCAUCUGGAGCCCAGCCAGGGGUGCUGGUGGGAGCUGAGCAUUUCUCCUUGUGCAGGUCUGUGGUGCAGUCCAUGAGAUUGCUGCUCUGCAGAAUGGGCUGUGAGUGGCUGGUGCUGGACAUGGAGGAGCAGGGGGGCUGGGACGUCCUGCUCAGCACCCAGACCCACCUCACAGGGGUGCCAAUCAUCACCAGGUGCUGGGCUGCCCCCACCUCUUGGAAGAGCUGAAGAACAUCAGGGAUGUCCUCCCCACACAUCUGCAGAGCCAGUGGCCAGGGAUGCCCAGCCUGCUGUUCCAGGGCAUCCUCAAGCUCACCAGGAGCAAACAUAGUUAGAGGAGAGAGAGCAGUAUAGAAAUGGGGGUAAAUAUGCUGAAAACACCCAGCAAGUUACUCUAACCAGCAUGUUCCCACACUGUCCUCUCAGUCUGUCCUGGUUUAUGCUGAUGGAAGAAUAAGAAGCUCCUAACUUCUGUGUUCAAGCUCACAGCAACUUUCAGGACAGUCUUGAUGUAUACCAGAAAAAAAGGGCCAGAAAUCCAUGUGGAACCUGAAAUCCUUUGCCCUUGCUAUUUAUCUCAGUUUAGCCCUUUUUUUUUUUUGUUUAAACCCAUACCAGCCCACCCAGCUAUGUUUAUUUUAACUUGUAGCAAUCUGGCAGCUGGAACCUCUCAGCCCCAUACACUUCCCAUGCACAAAGGUCUUCUGCUGGCCUGGCCCUAUAAACAUGGUCAGCACAGGUUGCUCAGAAUGUUUCCCUGCUCAUAGCUUCUUGCAGCUUCACCUUUCCACCCACUCACUGCUGCCCUCACUAGCUCUGCAGUUCCUGUGCCUCUGUGGAUUUUGCAAGAGGGUUGUGCCUGCUGCUUUCAAGGUUUGCUCACCCUGACCUGAAGGCAGCACUGUAUGGGCCAGGUGGGACCCUGCUGUAGGGCAGCAGCUCUGCUGGGGGAGCCUGGCACCCAGGUCCCUUUCCAUGCUCUCUUGCCACCUGGAAGUUGCUUUUCUCUGGCUGUUCCACUUUCUGUCUCUCAUGUACUGCUCUCAAGAGCAGUGGUUGUCUGCAAAGGAAGGAGCAGCAGUGGUCAAAAUGAAAGGGGUAGCAGCUCUAGCAACUAAUUUUGAAGGCCACACAGAUGGAUUUGAACAAUGGAGUAAAGCUGAAACCUGAGCAGAUCUCUGUCUGUCUGUCUCUGUCUGUCUCUGUCUGUCU
Calypte anna (Anna's hummingbird) is the source of this 2562-nucleotide messenger RNA. RefSeq names its product protein bicaudal D homolog 2-like. The record is from RefSeq and is a predicted model, not a curated record. The transcript has 5 exons. Gene Ontology annotation, biological process: regulation of microtubule cytoskeleton organization; protein localization to organelle; microtubule anchoring at microtubule organizing center. Lineage: Eukaryota; Metazoa; Chordata; Aves; Apodiformes; Trochilidae. Gene Ontology annotation, molecular function: cytoskeletal adaptor activity; dynactin binding; dynein complex binding. Bases 214 to 564 code for a protein of 116 amino acids. Gene Ontology annotation, cellular component: Golgi apparatus; cytosol.